AAAAGUUCGAUAUGUUUUACACGGUCACACAUCAACGAUACGCUCACUCAAAAUGAAUGAUAAAACCAUUGACGUUAGUGGUUCUUGUGAUGCGACUCUUCGUGUUUGGAAUAUCGAAGAAGGGAGAUUACUUCAUUUGUUGGUUGGAUAUCGAGCGAGUGUACGAUGUAUGGAAAUUUGA
Dentiscutata heterogama is the source of this 181-nucleotide messenger RNA. The record is from the annotation of a GenBank genome assembly. Lineage: Eukaryota; Fungi; Glomeromycota; Glomeromycetes; Diversisporales; Gigasporaceae.